GACUGCCUCAGUCCUUUCGCGCAGAAAGAGAUCCCGAGCUGGUUUGGUGGGAGCGGGCGGCCGCAUCCCUCUUCUCUCCUGCUUCCCCGAAGCUGCAGCAGGAGCUGGCUCAGACACCCUGCGGGUGGUCUCCGAUGCCCGUCAGUGAGGAGGGGGCGUCAGAACCCUGGUGAGCGCAUCUCAGCCUCCCCACCCGCCAGAUCUGUCUUCGCCGGCCCCCCAGGCCCUCACACCCCAGUCUGGCUGCCAUGGCCGAAAACGCAGAGGGAGACCUGAACUCCAACCUGCUGCACGCCCCCUACCAAACCGGGGAUCCUCAGCUAGACACGGCCAUCGGGCAGUGGCUCCGUUGGGAUAAGAAUCCAAAAACGAAAGAGCAGAUUGAAAAUCUGUUACGGAAUGGGAUGAACAAGGAACUGCGAGAUCGUCUUUGUUGCCGAAUGACUUUUGGGACUGCAGGACUUCGUUCUGCUAUGGGGGCAGGAUUUUGCUAUAUUAAUGACCUUACAGUAAUACAGUCAACACAGGGAAUGUACAAAUACCUUGAAAGAUGUUUCUCAGACUUCAAGCAGAGAGGCUUUGUUGUUGGGUAUGACACCCGAGGUCAAGUAACUAGCAGCUGCAGCAGCCAGAGACUUGCUAAACUCACUGCUGCAGUCUUACUGGCCAAAGAUGUUCCUGUGUACCUUUUUUCAAGAUAUGUUCCUACACCUUUUGUACCAUAUGCAGUCCAGGAGCUCAAAGCAGUUGCAGGUGUGAUGAUUACUGCUUCUCAUAACCGCAAAGAAGACAAUGGAUACAAGGUUUAUUGGGAAACUGGUGCUCAGAUCACAUCUCCUCACGAUAAAGAAAUUCUGAAAUGUAUAGAAGAAUGUGUGGAACCUUGGAAUGGUUCCUGGAAUGAUAAUUUAGUGGAUACCAGCCCACUGAAGAGAGAUCCUCUACAGGACAUUUGCAGAAGAUACAUGGAAGAUCUUAAAAAGAUCUGUUUUCACAGGGAAUUAAACUCAAAGACUACCUUGAAAUUCGUACAUACAUCUUUUCAUGGAGUCGGACAUGACUAUGUGCAGCUGGCUUUUCAAGUGUUUGGUUUUAAGCCUCCAAUUCCAGUACCAGAACAAAAAGAUCCUGAUCCAGACUUUUCUACUGUUAAAUGUCCAAAUCCUGAAGAAGGAGAAUCUGUGCUGGAACUUUCUUUGAGACUGGCAGAGAAAGAACAUGCCCGCGUAGUGCUAGCCACAGAUCCUGAUGCAGACCGACUAGCAGUGGCAGAACUUCAGGAGAAUGGUCAUUGGAAAGUUUUCACAGGGAAUGAGUUGGCAGCUUUGUUUGGGUGGUGGAUGUUUGAUUGCUGGAAGAAAAAUAAAUCAAGAAAUGCUGAUGUGAAGAACGUUUAUAUGUUAGCCACCACAGUCUCUUCCAAAAUUUUGAAGGCAAUUGCACUUAAAGAAGGAUUUCAUUUUGAAGAAACAUUACCAGGUUUUAAAUGGAUUGGAAGUCGGAUAAAAGACCUCCUGGCAAAUGGAAAAGAAGUCCUUUUUGCAUUUGAGGAGUCAAUUGGUUUUCUAUGUGGCACUUCGGUUUUGGAUAAAGAUGGGGUGAGUGCAGCUGUAGUUGCUGCCGAGAUGGCAGCUUACCUGGAAACCAAGAAUAUAACAUUGAAACAGCAACUGAUCAAGGUUUAUGAAAAGUAUGGUUAUCAUAUUUCAAAAACUUCAUAUUUCUUGUGUUAUGAUCCAACCACCAUCAAAAGUAUAUUUGAAAGGCUUCGCAAUUUUGAUUCUCCAAAAGAAUAUCCAAAGUUCUGUGGGACAUUUGCUAUAUUGUAUAUACGGGAUGUUACCACUGGCUAUGACAGCAGCCAGCCUAAUAAAAAAUCAGUGCUGCCUGUGAGUAAAAACAGCCAAAUGAUUACAUUUACUUUUCAAAAUGGCUGUGUUGCUACUCUUCGGACAAGCGGGACAGAACCAAAGAUAAAGUAUUAUGCGGAGAUGUGUGCAUCACCUGAGCAAAGUGACACUGCCUUACUAGAAGAGGAAUUGAGGAAACUCAUCGAAGAUUUGAUUGAGAAUUUCCUUGAGCCCAGUAAAAAUGGACUGAUCUGGCGUACUGUUUAGUACACGCAAGUACAUCAUCACUUUGCAGUGGCACAUGAAACAGAAUAGCCAAGAACUCCAUGCGUUGAAGUCGUAUUAGCGUUCUCUAUCUUAUCUUCUGGCCAAGUACUUUUUACUUUUAUUUUCUUUCUUUUUGGUUGGCUGACUAAACCAACUGUAUAAAUUUGAAAUGAAAUGGUCCAGAGAGAAAGGCAUCAAAUUUUUUCAUAAUCUUGAAUGAAAGUCAUUGCAUUAAAAGUAUUAUAAUAACACAUUAUUCUUCCUUCAACAGAAAAGAAAACCAAUACAUAAGUGAAUUUUCUUAUUAAAGUGUGAUUAAGCUUAGUUCCAUAUUGUAAUUGUGUAUAGCACGGUUUUUAAAAAAAGGCAAAUAAAUGUUAUAUAGUUGUAGAGUUAGUUAAGGAAAUUAAUCUAUAAAAUUGACAAGAAAAUGGCAUUGUUCCCAGAAUACUGUGGAAAAGUGUCAUUAUUACAUCACAGGUAUUAACUUACAAAGUAGAGUAUUUGAAAUCGGGUAUUAGCAUUUCUAGUUUAGAGAUUACAAUAUGUAAUCCACAAUAUGUGGUUUCAGGUGCUUUUGGUGCAGUGUAAAUUUCUUGUAUGUAUUUAAAAUUCUGACAUUUACCGAAUGUAAAACAAUAGUGGCAAUGCUCCUAGUGGCUUCGUUCUUGUCAGAUUUCUUAGUGCCUUCUCAGGAUAUGGUAUGAAUUAAAACAGUGUUCCUCCAUUGAAUAUAAUUUAAUCAUUUCGUUUUCAGACAGUUAAGGAAAAUCUUUCAAAUGAUGUAGGUGCUUCCACUCUAUAUCAAAUAGAUUUGCCCUUUUAGAAAGCUUAUGAAUGUAAAUAAAAAUCUUUAAAAAAGCAGUCUCAAUGUAACUAAAGGAUCUUCUUAUGAGAAUUAAAUGUCAAUAACCACAGCCUUCAGGCAAAGAAGAAAAUCUGAACCAAAAAAGGAGCUCUUAAUUUAUUUAAAAGCCUAACUUUGGAAUUACAUUUUUAUAAGUAGAUUUAUUCCUUUAUCAGAUGAAGUAAUGCUAAUUUUACUAAGAAAUAAAAUAUCCAGAUUUUAGGUGUUAUGAAACACUAAAACUAUAUAUGUUUUAAAACUGAAGUCCAAUUUAUUCUGUCAUCUUGCUGCCUACUGUAGAAUUUCUGAUCUCCAGAGUACUAUUUAUCUUUUUCAACAUGGAAAAAAUUUUUGCAUAUUUUUUUUCAAGUAGGCUCCAUGCCCAGUGUAAAGCCUACUGCAGGGCUUGAACUCAUGACUCUGAGAUCAAGACCUGAGCUGAGACCCGGAGUCAGAGGCUUAACUGACUGAGCCACCCAGGCACCCCUCAAUGUGGAAAAAAAAAUUGGAAGGUCACUUUUGGUUGAUUCUCCAGUAUUCUAAAGAAAUCUUAGUAGAGAAGUACUAUUUAAAAAAAAAAAAAGAAGUACUAUUUAAUCUUCUUAAAAUGUAUCCUGUCCUAUACAACUCACAAAAUAUUUAAACUCAUGUGGUAACAAAACAAGGCCUUGGGUGUAAUUAUACUAAACAAAUUGCUAGUGGGAUAUAACUGGUAUUAGAGUAUUUAUUUCCUAAAAAAAUAGUAUAAAAUUUAAACUGAUUAGAAUACUUAGUAAAUAAUGGUAUGGUUUGUUGUAGCUACCAGCUAACAUUUGGUUGAAACCAUAGAAUGCAAAUAUAAUUUUCAAAUUCUUGUAUUGCCACUAUUGUUAAUUUGUUCCUUCCUUUCCUAUAGCUAGAUCUUGUAUGACUGUAGAUAAUAGACAACUAGGUAAAUGUAGGGGACAGCAUACUUCUGAAUGACUUUGUUUUUCAAAGACUUUGUACUGAAAAAGAAAUGUGCAGAUUUUUUUUGUUUUAUUUGCUUUUGGGAAUGUAGAAUGUAAUUUAGGAGAUGGCCUAUGUUCUACCAAGUAGUGUGAACAACGCUGUAUAUAUGAAAAAUAUGUAUAUUUGGCUUUAGUAUCUGUGUUUCAGUGACUAAAGAACAAAGUGGAGCGAAAAUAGUAUAAUAGUUCAUUCAGGGAUCCCUGGGUGGCGCAGCGGUUUGGCGCCUGCCUUUGGCCCAGGGCACGAUCCUAGAGACCCGGGAUCGAAUCCCACGUCGGGCUCCCAGUGCAUGGAGCCUGCUUCUCCUUCUGCCUAUGUCUCUGCCUCUCUCUCUUUCUCUCUCUGUGACUAUCAUAAAUUAAAAAAAAAAAAAAUUAAAAAAAAAGAAGCAUUUAAAAAAAAAAUAGUUCAUUCAUAAUCACUAAAGCCAUGUCAUGAUUGUCAUUCUAUUAUAAAGAGAACAGUUUCGAGUGCUUUAAUAUAAUGCAACAUUUAAGUCAUCUUAAAGUGAAAAGUUAUUAAAACUUAGAAUCUUAUCUCAAAUAUUUAAAAAUCCAAAGUUAAAAUCAACAAAAUGUUACAGAUGUUCCUGAAGUGUAUAGAUUAAGGGAAUUACUUGAUUGUAGCCAAGCUCUCAAGUCUGUAUUAGCAUAAUCUUUGACAUGAACUUGACAUAGUGGUGUACAGUUGCCUCACAGGAUAAUUUUAGUAACCCAAGGCAACCAGGAAAGACGGAAGUCCUGGACUAUAUGUCUCAGCCUUGGGCUCUACAUUGUUUUGCUUUUUCUUUAUCAACAGUACCAUGAAAAUGAAUCCAUUUUCAUUGAGUGUGUAGAUCAAAACUGGGCUUUUCUAGAGUUUUGAAUAAAAGGAAUGAGUUAUUGGGGCAAAGUCAAAGCAUACACUGAAAAUAAGCAAUAGAAAUAAACAAUAGGUCACUAAGAUGGCACAGGAAAUGAUUCUCAUGAAGGGCAAACUUAUCUUUCUUAAAGCUGGGAAUAAACUGGCUGUGGGCAAGUUGUUUAGCUGUGUGUAUUUGUUAUUAUUAUGAGCAGAUAGUGAACCUUUUGUUUUCCUUUAUUAGCAACCACUAAAAAGAGGCCAAGUUUUAGGAGAGAAAAAGUACCCCUCUUACUGAUUGUUUCUGCUGGGAUGUUGUGUCUUAGGAUCAUGUGGGAACUGGGGAGGAGAGGACAUAGCAGAAAUAAAAAGGAAUACAGCACAGAUUGGAAAAUAAGACUUGUGAUAAAAAGUUCAAAGAAUUAAGACCAUUUAACUCUGGAGGAGAGAAAGCUGCUGAGAUAAUUUAAGAAGUCUUAUACUAUUAGUUGAAUCUUUUAUUAAAGGACUCAAAUUAAGAAGUAAUGUGAAAAACUGUUCUCUGUCUUCAGUGAGGACAGAAUAAAAGAGAAUAAGGACCUUUUUAAAAAACCCAAAUAACAAAUUUAAAUAUUAAGGGAUGUACUGUCUUUUAAGGGUUCCUUCCAAUACUUUUUUAAAAACUCAGGUGGGAACAAUGGCGAUGUCAUAGAGAGCACUGAAAGUAACAUUUGAGUUUCACUCCCUGUCUAGAAGAAUUUAGCUCACAAGAGAGUUUUUGUAUAUGUUGAGUAGUAGAUGCAUGAGUGAGGUCUUCAUUUGCUGUUUCAUUUGCUGCUUGGAUAUUAUUUUUAAUUUAACCUGGCAAAUUAAGUGAGACUUGAACACCAUUUUGUUCAUCUUGAAGAAUGUAUAGCAUUAUAGGAUGUCUGAGGGUUUUGUUUUAACUGUAUUGCUGCUUGGGUGUAGUAACUUCAGCAGACGGCGAGGUUCUGAGAGAUGGGACACUUUGGGAAUAUCCUUACAUAGGAAAUAGGCCUCCCGUUUCUUAAGGAGGUUGCUUCUGGAAUGGACAUUAGCUGGAGUUAAUGGAGAAGUUGUUCUAUGAACUGCUGCUAUUGGUAUUUCUUUCCGAUGUUUUCCACUGAUGUUUGUGAUGCUUGAAAAAUCCAAAUUUUGCUUGGAUAAAUUUCUUUUAUGCCUUUUUCUCUCUACCUCCCUCCUUCCCUAGGUCCCCUCCUACAUUUUAUUACUGUGAAAAGCUAUUGCUCUAUUACCUCACUGAUAAGAAAUCUGAACUGUAUUCAUUCAGAAUGCUUUAAACUUAUUCAUAACUACGUUUGUUUUUUUGACUUUUAGUUAUUUUGUUAUUAUUGUGAGAAUAUUUAAGACAUUGUAAGAAGUAAUUUUGAAUCUAUUUCAUAGCCUUUUUUGGUCCAUCUGGAUAUUACUGUAUGUUAAUUUAUUAUGGCCUUUUAUAAUUCACUUGCUUUUCUGAGAUUGCUCUAGAAACUGAUGAGGAAAGAGUCAUACUAUCACAAUGGAUGGUCAAUUGCUCUCACAUUUUAUUUCAGGUUUCCCUGUACUUGGGGCACCCAAAGCACAAAAUUUGAGAAAUAUUUUUUACAUUUGUCCCCCAGAGCAUCUGACCAUAAGCCAUAAGAAGUUCAAGUGGAAAGAAAAGAACCUUUCACUUCAAGACUUUACACAGCAUGACUUUCUUUAGUUUCAGUUGAAAAUUGAGUUAGGUUUUUUUUAACCAUUGGUUACUUGAAAAUAUUAACCACACCAUUACAUUCAUCCAACCAUAUUUUCUUUUUGUUAGUUAGUUCAAGACUCUAUACUUUAAAGAGAGGACAUACAAGAAUGAGUAAAGCGACCAAGAUAAGGGCAAAUGAUAUAUCUAAAGUUUGCUUCUCAAAUUUUUCCACCAGUGUAACCCUAAAGCAGAGGAACAUGAAUAUGUGAGGGAAGGGGCCCAAGUGAAAAAUCUGAGGCAGUCUACCACUCCUGAAAUUUCAUGUUCUGUCAUGAAAUGUUAAGUUGAAUUUUGCAUUCCACAUAAUAAAAUUCUUCCAAUAUAAAAAUGAUUCCUUCAAUUCUCAUGGAAACUGGUGCUGCCAGAAAGGAACUAUGUUUAUCACAGGGCCUCUCAAUGUUUUCUCCCUCCCUUCCUCAAUUGUUGCAUCUGCCUGGUGGUACAUACACUGACCUUAAUGUGAGAAAUAUAAACAUAGAACAUAUCUAGCCUGUUCCCUGCAUUUUAAAAGCUGAACUUUGAAAGUAUUACUGCCAAAUUAAAUUGACCUGAAACAGUUAUCACUGAACCUUAUAAUAUUGUCAGAGGUGUUGGCCAUUCCGUUUUCAUUAAUUCAUUGGCAUUCCUUGACUGAGAAAGAGUAUCUGACUAUCAACUCUCUAAGAGCAGAGAUCAUUUUUUAUUAUUUUUCAUAUCCUCCCACCUCCAGUAUAGUACCUGUUAUAGAGUGCUUGGAUGGUAAUGAUAGGAAUUAGGGGAUUGUAUUUUAAAGAAGCUAAUUGUUUAAGAAACAGUCAAACUGUUAAUUUUCUGAUUCAGUUUUUUAAACAAUUCUCAUUACUGAAAUUUGUAAUAAAUAAUCUUAUUUAAGCACGCACACACUUAAAUAUUCUGUUUCUUUUGAGAGAUCAGAUCAUACUCCUAUUUGGAAAUUAUAUAUAAUGCCUAGUAUUUACACUCAAAGCAAGAUGUUGAUCAAGUAGGCUAAGAAAGUAUCUAUGUAGACUUAAUAUCAAGAUGUUGACCAAGUAGGCUGAAAGUAUCUAUGUAGAAUUAAUAUCACUGGUUAUAAGUGCCAUUUUGAACCUACUACCACUACCUUCCAAGUGAGUCACAACUAAUUUGGUACUAUUUGGUGUAUUUUGUUCACUGCUAUGAUUCGUCAUAUAUCUUACAAGAGGCACUCAGGCAAGAGUCUGCAUCUGUAUAUAUGGUGAGGCCUUCUUGUUUUAGGCUAAAAUAAACUUUGUAUGUGUCAUUGAAUAUACCCGAUAAAAUAUAUGCAGUUAAGAAUGAAUUAUUUUUCUUUGUAGCAGUAGAUCAAAACUGUGCCCUUGUUUUAGCAGUUUUUGUCAACAUUUUCUCAUUUUUUUCUGAUGAAAACACCAGGGUGUAUGAUAAGUACUGCCUGUGAGAAUUUGCACUUAAAGUGUUUGUGUGUGGAUUUCUUGUGGGUUUUAACCAAAUGAAGUGUUAUCAGUAAUAAACAGGCCUCUUUAUAGGCAUGAAUUUCUGUGUAUUUUUUAUUAUCUUAGUUACUGUGUGGUUCAUAAAAUUUGCUAUCCAAGUGUAACAUGUUUUUGAAAUAUAUGCAUGGUAUAUAAAACCUAGAAUCUACUUUCAGCCUAAAUGAAUAUUCUAGCUUAUUAUUUGGUGAAUAUGUAUUGAUUGGUUCAUCAGAAAUCCCAGGAGAAGGGGCACCUGGGUGGCUCAGUCGGUUGUCUGGCUCAGGUGAUGGUUCCAGAGUCCUGGGAUAGAGCCCUGAGGCAGGCUCCCUGCUCAGUGGGGAGUCUGCCUCUCCUGUCCCUCUGUCCCUCAGUCUACAAUUUCCCUCUCCCUCUGUUCCUCCCCUC
Messenger RNA from Nyctereutes procyonoides (raccoon dog), 8385 nucleotides. It is a transcript of the gene PGM2L1, whose product is annotated as phosphoglucomutase 2 like 1. Gene Ontology annotation, molecular function: glucose-1,6-bisphosphate synthase activity; intramolecular phosphotransferase activity. Lineage: Eukaryota; Metazoa; Chordata; Mammalia; Carnivora; Canidae. Gene Ontology annotation, biological process: carbohydrate metabolic process. The transcript has 14 exons. The coding region runs from base 249 to 2117 and encodes 622 amino acids. The record is from RefSeq and is a predicted model, not a curated record.